Molecule: messenger RNA, 477 nt
Organism: Suncus etruscus (white-toothed pygmy shrew)
Lineage: Eukaryota; Metazoa; Chordata; Mammalia; Eulipotyphla; Soricidae
Gene: FAM32A
Product: family with sequence similarity 32 member A
Exons: 3
Coding region: 69-407 (112 amino acids)
Cellular component (GO): nucleolus
Source: RefSeq, a predicted model, not a curated record
CUGGAGAAGAUAGUUUGACAUCUUCCGACGGAAGCGCGGCAGAUUGCGGCGGAGGCCGGACGAGCGCCAUGGCGGCCUACGAGCAGGUCCAGAAGGGGCCGCUGAAGCUGAAAGGCGUCGCCGAGCUGGGCGUGACCAAGCGGAAGAAGAAGAAGCAGGAGAAGGACAAGGCCAAGCUGCUGGAAGCGAUGGGCACCAGCAAGAAGAACGAGGAGGAGAAGCGGCGCGGCCUGGACAAGCGGACCCCGGCGCAGGCGGCCUUCGAGAAGAUGCAGGAGAAGCGGCAAAUGGAGAGGAUCCUGAAGAAGGCGUCCAAGACCCACAAGCAGAGGGUGGAGGACUUCAACCGGCACCUGGACACGCUGACUGAGCACUAUGAUAUCCCCAAAGUGAGCUGGACCAAGUAGCCUGGAACUGUGUUUGGGGUCCCCUGGUGCUCUGCAUGGCCCAUUUGGAAGGCUUAAUUAAAGCAGCUGC